CCGGUUGACCAGACAGAUGUCUGGUCAGUCUGUCGAUAGCGUAUCGAUACCAGCUCUGACCAUCUCUAGUGUCAAGAGAUUUGUUUGUGCGUAGAAAGGAAAGUAAAUCGCUGAAUUGGAAAAAGAUAGCGAACCGCGCGUCCCGAACACCAGCAAACUGCCAAAGAAGACACGAGACCGCAGCAGCAGCAGCAGCAGCAUGGACAUCAUGGACAUACAGGCCGUCGAGUCCAAGCUGAGUGACGUCACGGUGACACCAAUUCCACGCUCCCAAGUGCAGAACUUCUACAACUACCAGCAGCAGCGGGAACAGCGCGAGCAGCAGCCUCAAAUCCAGAUCUCAGCCAUCCACCAUUCGCGCAAUUCUGGCUCCAACUCCGGUUCCGGUUCGGCCGGCCAGUCGGCCACGGAUUACUCAACGGGAGGCAGCAGCGGAAAGCGGGAUCGCUCCUCGGCCAGCGACUAUAGCAGCAGCAGCAAGCAGAGCUCUGCGGCAGCAGCGAAUGCAGCCGCGGCCGCCGCUGUUGCCGCUUUGCAGUACUCACCGCAGUUCUUGCAAGCCCAGCUAGCGCUGCUCCAGCAGCAGUCCAAUACCACAGCCACGCCGGCAGCAGCAGCCGCGGCGGCUCUCUCGCUGGCCAACAUUGCGGCGGCCACCAACGGAGCACGCAGCUCGGGCGGCGUGGGCUCCAACUCUAGCAGCAACAGCAAUGGCAACAGCAUGGGCCUGGGCCUUAACCUGAGCGCCUCCCAGCUCAAGUACCCGCCUCCCUCCACGUCCCCGGUGGUGGUCACUACACAGACAUCGGCCAACAUUACCACACCACUGACAUCUACAGCCAGCCUGCCAUCGCUGGGCACUGGCAAUGGGUUGACCAAGUACGCCCAGCUGUUGGCUGUCAUCGAGGAGAUGGGACGCGACAUUAGACCAACGUAUACAGGGUCGCGCAGCUCCACCGAGCGGCUAAAGCGUGGCAUUGUCCAUGCCCGAAUUUUGGUGCGCGAAUGCCUGAUGGAGACGGAGCGAGCGGCGCGUCAAUGAGAGGAGGAGUCCCUGGCGCCGCAUCUGGCGACGCCGGAUUGAAACGGCCAGGCGUCGUCCGUCAAUGACUAGGUUAAUCUCCUUACCAGGGUGGGAUGUGUCGAUAAUAACGAUGAUAUAGGGAAUCUCAAGCAGGAAAGACCAGUUUUCUUAUUUUGAAGUUGAUCAAAUUUCGAUUUAGUCCCCCAAAAGGAAAUUAUUGUAAUAUUAACUCUAGAAAACGUUGAUUUAUCCUUGGAAAUGUCCUUGUAAUGCCCAAACAUGAUUUUGUUGUGUCGAAAGAGCUUUUCUGUUUACAAAUUCCUUUCAUAAGUAAAUGAAAUUAAAACCUUGUAUCCGGGAAUCGACACAUCCUAAUCCCAAUGUUCCCCAAACAAAAACUAAGCAUUAAACUGUAGCGAUAUACUUGAAAUAACUUGUAAGAAACCCCCACUGACCUGACCUGACCUGACCUGACCUGACCUGACCUGACCUGAUCCCAUUUCCAACUUGAAUGGCUUUCGGGCCGCUGCCGGACCAUAGUUAAAGAAUGUUUAGACUAGCUCAGGUUACGAAUCAGUUAAAUAUAUAAACGCUAUAUGCUCCUUUCGUUCACUUUAUACCACAAUACAUAUACUAUACACAUAUAUAUAUAUAGGUAUAUAUAUAUAUGAAUCUAACUGUAAUCGUAGGUUUAAGAGGAGGCAAGCACCUGCCGCUGCUGCCCAGAGAUCCGUGUGCCUGUGCGUAGAGUGUGCAGUGUGAAUGCGAAGGAGCGGAUCAGCCACACGGCCAGUAGGAUCGUUCGUCACUGCCGCCGCCUGGGGCUGUCCCUCCUCGUUAUUUUAGAAAACUAUACAAAUUCAAAUAGAGAUAUAGCAGAUAGAGAGAAAGAGAUAUAUGUAUACAUCUGUUAUGCAAGCAAACAAACACACAAGCCAUGUGCAUGAUGACGAAUGGUGAACCUGCAACAAAUUUAGUGGCAAUUGACACGGAGAAUCUUUAUAAUAUAUACAUCUAUAUAUGCAUAGGACAACAACUUGUAUAUUUACUGAAUGUAUGAGACGAGCAAAUACGACUAAGUUCAAGCCUGUAUACCAAACCGAAACUGGACAUCCAAAUCGAAAUAAAUGCGCAAUUUUGGUUUUUGUAA
This is a messenger RNA of Drosophila kikkawai, 2174 nucleotides long. RefSeq names its product CDK2-associated protein 1 (gene CDK2AP1). NCBI's taxonomy places the organism in Eukaryota, Metazoa, Arthropoda, Insecta, Diptera, Drosophilidae. Gene Ontology annotation, cellular component: nucleus; cytoplasm. The record is from RefSeq and is a predicted model, not a curated record.